CCUCACAUUUAGAUGGCAUUCCUGACAUUCCUAUUUAAAAAAUGCAGUUGGUGAAUAUUUCAGGUCAAUUAAGAUACCAUUCUAAAUAAUAGGACUGUGAGAAAUGAAAUCAGCUAAAACAUAUUUUCAAUUUGUUCUUGCCUUGUUAAUACUUUAUUUCUGUCUGUCUGUUGUGUAUGUCUGUUAAGCGAAUGCAACUCUUGUGCAACGCCACACCUUGGUUUCGGUUGAAGGGUCCUUUGAGGACAUGGCUCAAUAGCAUACACUGUUCAUCUACUGCCAGUUCUGUGCAUGUCCAGUGUCCACUGCGAAUGCCUUUGUGGGAAGCAGCAGCUCUCAGACAAUGGAGAGUGAAACGCAGAGACUCAAUCUGAAGAGAGAAGUGGGGAUUAUAGGAGGUGUGUCAUUCAUUGCUGGGACCAUGAUAGGAUCUGGGAUUUUCAUAUCCCCUCAGUUUGUGCUGUCUGCUAUCGGCAGCCCCACGGCCAGCUUUGUUGUAUGGACCUGCUGUGGGUUGAUAUCCAUGUUGGCGGGGCUCUGCUAUGCUGAACUGGGCACAGUCAUACCAGAGUCUGGAGCAGAGUAUGUCUACAUUCUGCGGACAGCCGGAAAAGUGGUGGCCUUUAUGUUUGUCCUCAGCUUCAUCGUUGUCAUGAGGUCUGCCAGUGCCACAGGAAUUGCUCUGAGUUUUGCUGAAUAUGUCGUGGCCCCCUUUUACAGUGGCUGCUCCCCUCCACAACUGAUGGUGAAGCUGGUGGCUGCAGGAGCUAUCAUGGUGCUGACCAUAGUUAACUGCCUGAGCGUCCGCUUGGCCACCGGCAUCCAGGUGGUUUCCAUGGUAGUCAAAUUGAUGGCGCUGGCCGUGAUCAUAUUGGGAGGUGUUGUGAUGCUUUUCCAGGGACACACUGAGAACUUUGAUAACUCCUUUGAGGGAACCAAUGUGGAUGUCAGCUCCAUUGGCAUUGCUUUCUAUCAGGGCUUGUGGUCCUUUGAGGGUUGGAACACUUUGAAUUAUCUAACUGAAGAACUGAAACAUCCAGAAGUGAAUCUUCCCAGGGCGAUUGUGAUCGGCAUUUCUCUGGUGACUGGCUUAUAUCUGCUGGUGAAUGUGAGCUACCUGACGGUAAUGACGCCGAGAGAGCUCAUGUCCUCCAGCGCAGUAGCAGUAACCUGGGGGAAUAAGAUGCUAGGAAGCUGGGGCUGGAUCAUGUCUGUGGCUGCAGCAUUGUCCGCUUUUGGUUCACUGAAUGGGACGUUCUUCAGUGGUGGCCGUGUGUCCUUUGUUGCUGCCAGGGAAGGACACCUGCCAGAUAUUCUGGCCAUGGCUCACGUCCACAGACUGACCCCAUCUCCAGCCCUGAUCUUCACCACUAUUGUCUCUCUUCUGGUGCUGAUCCCUGGAGACUUCCAGAGCAUUGUCAACUUCUUCAGUUUCACUGCCUGGAUUUUCUAUGGCAUCACCCUGUCUGGACUACUCUAUCUAAAGAUCAAGAAGCCGGAGCUCCCGAGGCCAUACAAGGUUCCCAUCAUACUCCCCAUACUGGUCAUCAUUGUGGCAGUAUUCCUUGUGCUGGCACCCAUCAUAGACGAUCCUCAGAUUGAAUACCUCUAUGUGACUUUAUUUAUCCUCAGUGGAGCUUUAUUCUACAUACCCCUCAUCCAUUACAAGCUCUGCCCGGGGCUGUUGACCAAGUUAACAGUAUUCCUGCAGCUGUUGUUAGAGGUCGCUCCAGCAGAGAAAAACCUGUGAUUUGGGCAGAAGAAAAGUUUUUUUUUUGUUGUUUUUCUUGUUGUUUUUGCAAUUGCACUCAUGAAACAUUGCAAUUUACAUUUAAUAGCAACUUAGUAUUACCUCCCGUUUCUCAUUAAAGGUGCAAUGUGUAAGAUUUGGCCAAAUGUUAGUUUAAAACCUUCAAAAAAAUUAAAUUAAUUAACAUUAUCAACAUAAUGUGAAGAGAUUGACAUCAUGUCAAAGACAUGAGUGCUGGAAGUAGGGGGGCAAAGGGCCAUUGGCCCCCCUACUUUACGGCCCUGUCCCACUUUCUUUUUAAGGUCGCGAAUCACUGUUUCUUACCGCAAAUGCCCCUAUAUUGCAACACGGUAAAAAAAGACAUUUCAAUCAUUCCCGUCCACACCGUGCAUUGAAUGUCAAGACUGGAAGGUGACAGAAGUGUUUUUUACUCUACAGAUUCGCUCUCAUUUUAAUCUGGUCAGCAGCCAUCUGCACGGCUCUGUCUCAGCUGUGUCUCAUGUAACCGAAACCUGAACUGAAGCAUCUAUUUACGCUUCAAGUCAAUUUUCUUUUCAACAAUACGUGCGUAAACAUGAGGUUGAUGAUCGAUAAAAAACACUGAAUAAUAUAUUCAUCCACAUUUUGCAACCAGUGAAAUAGAGUGUGCGGUGGAUCUUUAUCUAAUCAUAAUCAACCAUCGUGUUGCCUAAUUCAAAUGGAAUCAAAGUGAUCUGACAUCCAGCACGCUUCAGUUUCAUAAUGGACUGAAAAUAUUUUUUAACUUUUUAACUGGUGGGCUGGCACUCGCCGGGCACAUCGUCCGGUGCGACGCAACAGAGGUCUGCUUGGAAAGGCCCGACCUUGAGUUUUACAGCACCCCUCGCCUGCACCUCGCCGCUGCCCUGGGCCGUGUACUUCUCGCUGCGCAGUGCGCCCUCUCUCCCUGCGGGGAGGGACGGGAUUCCCGGCAGGACUGUCAACCGGGGCAGACUGUCCUCAGUGCGAGGGGUCUGUGGCGAUGUCAGCACCCCGUCUCGUUCACCAUGUUCAACUGCUGUGUGACUUUUGUCUGAUCAAAGACAUUUAUGUAUUGUGUUGCAGAGAUAUCUACUGAAAUGAGCAUGCUAACCAGCUAGCCUCGGCCCAUCCUGUCUUGUAAUACCAAUUGUACCUCGAGAGGCGAUGGUGAGUCGUUGUAGCGUCCAGUCUGCCCUCAGUCCAACAUGAGAGGACGAAGAAGUAGAGUUGCCCCAAGGCCGAGGGCUUGUAAUCACGAUGAUGGUACAAGGUCCGUGCACAUUUUGAUAUUUUGUUUAUUGGAUUAAAUCCAAAGUGGCAGAAACAAGAAAACGACUUGUGUUUUUCGUUUCGACCUCCCCGCCACCGGGGAGCUGCCUUGCCGGGGGUAGACGGAUCCCUAGUUGGCGGCUGUGGCAGCUCAAGUUUGGCCAGUGCAAACCCCAGCCCCGGAGGACUACCCCGACUCCCUGCUGGAUCGGCAAACUUUCUGUUGCUGCCCUUACUCAGGUUAGACCCAGCGCUCCACCAGCCCACUGUGAUUCCCAGUGCUGGGGUAUGUGCUGGCGGAAUUCGAGUUGCUGCAGCCGCUGGCUGGGGGUCUGUCUUCAAGAGCUGCCGCAGGCUCUCACAGUGAAGGUGCAGGUUGUUUUCUCAUUUCUGCCACUUUGGAUUUGGUCCAUUGAGUGGACUAUCAAAGCGUACACGGACCGUACAGCCCCCAGUUAGUGGCACAAACACACA
Molecule: messenger RNA, 3493 nt
Organism: Sebastes umbrosus (honeycomb rockfish)
Lineage: Eukaryota; Metazoa; Chordata; Actinopteri; Perciformes; Sebastidae
Product: b(0,+)-type amino acid transporter 1-like
Exons: 6
Coding region: 344-1750 (468 amino acids)
Biological process (GO): amino acid transmembrane transport
Cellular component (GO): membrane
Molecular function (GO): L-amino acid transmembrane transporter activity
Source: RefSeq, a predicted model, not a curated record